Molecule: messenger RNA, 3719 nt
Organism: Mycena citricolor
Lineage: Eukaryota; Fungi; Basidiomycota; Agaricomycetes; Agaricales; Mycenaceae
Source: the annotation of a GenBank genome assembly
GGCAACACAUCAUCCGACCCAGAUCGAAGAUCAGAUCGGUUCACAAUGCGACCCGGUUCGCCAGAGUCGGCUAGACGCGAACGACACAGAUCUCAUGCAGAUCUCGGCGUUCGUUCGUUCUUGCAAGUACGCGGGCCAGCGUUAUGGCCGCAUACCUUGUUUGCUCCCACACUGUUCUUUCUCAGUUCUUUCUUCCACCGUCCCUGCCGACGGUACGCACUUUGGGAAUCAACAAUCUCGUUCGUGCUCAAUUUAGCUCGAGAUCUCCAUCUGGUCCCUGUGUGCUGCUUCGCUUUCCCCCGCUGUCCAAAAUCGUGUGCUGGGGUGGCUGCGGUAGUUGUGGUUCGCCAUCUCUGUCCCCAACCCUCCUUCCUCCGCAACCUCCGAAGGCAGUAUGAGCAGCGAACGGCGCGUCGAGAAGCCCCUGCACCAGAACAUGUCACCACCAACCGCUCCCACAUACACCCACAAUAGUCAUCCCGGUCCUCGAUCUCCCAACUCCCUGCCUCUUCCAGCUCCGCCUUCGGACAACCUACCCCCUGGCUGGAUCACUCAGCUUGACCCCAGCUCAGGCCGUUACUUUUACGUGGACACCACCGUUGCUCGUUCGACGUGGUCGCACCCAUACGAAGACGAGCAGUAUUUACGUGAGCAUGGCAGGCCCAGUGCCAGACGGAAGGACAGGCACCGUGCCCCUUCCGUAACCACCUCCCGUCGACAUCCUUCCCCUAUGAACGAACCGAACGCGAGUCCAAAAAGACUGUCUCAGGCCGUCUACCACGAACCACCCCGGAAGAAAGCUAGAGUCAUGGGAGCCUCUUCGUCGAGAUCAAACUCCUCGAGGGACUCGCCCAGGAACUCGCCGAGUGGGGUGCGUCCGUCGGAUCUGACAACUACUUGCUGCAGCGCGAACUCGAGACCAUACUUCGCCGCGACUUUGACUUUGGGGGGAAGUACUGCCACGCGGCGACCACGUCCUCUGCUGCCAACCCGGGCCUGAACAUCAAGGGAAUCGGGAUUCUAGGUCUCCCGCUCAGCGUACGGGACGCUAAGCUCGUGCAGAACCUCAUCUCCGCGACACUCAGCAAGACGGGUGCGGACACUAGCGACAUCGCGAUCGGGAACGUGUGGGAGCUGGAUGCCGGGUCGUUGGAAUGUAGCAAUCCGGCAUGGUCCCUCUAUCUGGAGGAGAUCGUCUUGAAAGAUGUGUGGAAGAAGCUGACACCGGGGGCCGCGCGCCCCCGGCUAGAGCUGAAAAGCUUGUUGCUGUGGGAAGCCACCGCCGAUGUGCUCGAAUACGAAUGCACCGAGGUACCGAGGCGGGACGAGUUCGCGACGAUUCAUGUCAUCCUUCCGUCCUUCUAUACAGGCGGCAACGUCCAACUAUCGUAUGCGGGAUGCUCGGAAAACUAUGAUCUCUCGACCACGUCAAGUUUUUCCACAUCACUUGUUGCUUGGUAUCACGGUGUGGACUGCAUCAUCAAACCUAUCGAGCAGGGUCGGCGACUGGCACUAUCAUACCGGCUAUUGGCCAGUCCCGAGCCGACUGCGGGUCCAAGACCCUGUUUGCCUGCUAUGGGAGACAAGUUGUUGGGCCUUCGGCGAUUCUUCGUCAAGUGGUCCGAGCACCAGGAGUACCCGAACAGGACCGCAGAGCCGCUGAGCAUUAUAGCGUAUCCGCUGCUGCACGAGUAUCGUGAGAACGAUCUCCGCGCGGACACGCUCAAGUUCGAGGAUAGGCAUAAGAUCAUCCAUCUGAAGGUUCUCUGCGACGAGCUCGGCUUCCAGCUUGGCUUGGGAGUCCUUGAUGAUCAUCUCAUCGGCCUGGCAGACGUCGACGAUACAAGUUCGCAGCCACGGAUGGAGCGAGUCACCAGUCGACGGCUGACUAUCAAGGACGUCUUUGACUUUGACGGAGGGCUUGUUCCUGGCCUCAGUCAACUCGAGCUGGACGAGGGUGACUUGGUCAGGACAGCCCGGGCACUUGAGCCGGCACCGGAUCUCGUCGUUUACGACAGCAAGGAAUCGCCCCAGAUUGAGUUCCAGUUCUCCCGUGCGGUCAUCAUUCUUUUCGAAAAACGCCGGGAGUCCGAGGUCCUGCUUCACACGCGGAGGACAUCGUAUGCGUUGGACUGUCUUUCGAAUUUAUCUCGGCGUCCCGGGCCAAGUGCUGUGGAAAGGAAGAUCGUGGACUAUGUUCUAGCCUCACUCCAUCGGCAACACCCGUACAACUUCACGGCCCAGACGACACUCGCAGACAUCGCCAUAUGUUGGCACGAUGCCAAAUUAUGGAAUGAUACCGCUCGAACCACCUGCGAGCGGGGAUCCCUGAUUGGUGCCCUCGAAUCGAUCCAGUGGCUGAGCGCCUGGAAGCAGUUCGGGUUCGCGGCAGUGCGAGAAAGCCUCGAGCUUUGCUGCAAGAGGAAGGGAUCAAGGAUGACAAUCGAGUUUUUCCUCGCUGCGGACCCGGAAAUGUACGAGUCGAUUGAAUCUGGGCCGGCACUCGACGCGGUUUUGCGUUGGUCAAGUCAACAGCUGCAGCAGGCGCUUGACAAGAUGCAAGUUCUGGAGCAAGAAGAGGUCGCUUUGUUUAGCGGAUUAAUACGCAAGCGGGGCGUGACUUUCUUCUGGGAUGUGAUCAUGGGUUCGAUCAUCCGCAUGCCAAAUGCUUAUGAAUUCUGGACGAAUUUCCUGCGCUCGCUCUCCACGCUUCGGUCCAAUACGACGGGUGCGGAAGAUGAAAAGGUCUACAACCUGCUGGUCGACGAGGGCCUCAAUACUAUCAUCAGCGACUUCGGGAUCGUGGUUCGCUCGGGCGAUCUAUCUCUCCGGGCUCGGCGACUGUCUGAGAUAAUCGAUCUAUGUCUGUCAAUACGGCGAUUAGAUAUGUGUCGCCGUGUGCUGUUCACUACCGUGCCCCGGGACCAAGGACGGGACUGGGUUGCCGAUAUCACAAGCCCCUUGUACGUUCACCAGCUGCGGAGAACGUUGCACGAGCAUGCCAUCCAGGUGUAUCACAAACCAUUCUCCGACUUCUUCCGGGCUAUGGUGGGCUGCUACCUCGAGCACGUGCUGGGCGCGUUCAGCCAUGCAGCGCGUCGGAUUUGCGGAGGCUGCACGGCCUGCGCCGCGGUGGACGACUUCCUCAUGUCGCACACGCUCACUCAGGCGCAUUUCGUGGGCCUGCGGACCCAUCUUCUGCAUCUCGAGACCCAUCUGGCCGGUGCAUCGGACGUGGUGUCGUUCCACACAUUUGCAGACACGGCUGCGUCGGGCGGGCACGUGCUUGUGCUCAACAAGACCCGCAAUGGGGACGCCGAGGCCGACUGGCGAGUGCACAAGAACAAGGCGAUCAAGUUUCUGUCGUCCAUCGGCGAGUCUGCGAGUGUCGAGCGGAUCAUGGGGAAGCGGUACCCCGAGGUGCUUCAGGCUCUGGAUGGGAAGACGAGAUUCGUCCAUCUGGAAGAGGGCUCCAGGUCCACAGCGCAAGCAGGUCACAUUGCCAUACACCAUUCCGUUGGCGGUCGGUGGACGGUCACUAGAGUUACGGAUUCUCUCCCUCCUUCUGGCCACUGAUGUUUGUUUAUAUUUCGUCUUUAUCUCGCAUUGUCUCGUUCUGUUUUCUUGUUACAUACCAGACACUGUAUCCAUACUCAUGCCUACAAUGUAUCAUUCCUCUAACCAUUAUAUUUGUCAAUCGAGCCAUAUCUGAGCUUCAA